This is a messenger RNA of Solanum pennellii, 471 nucleotides long. RefSeq lists its product as uncharacterized. NCBI's taxonomy places the organism in Eukaryota, Viridiplantae, Streptophyta, Magnoliopsida, Solanales, Solanaceae. The record is from RefSeq and is a predicted model, not a curated record. The transcript has a single exon. Bases 1 to 471 code for a protein of 156 amino acids.
AUGUCUCUGUACCGACUUGUACAUGGGAAGUCUUUCCAUUUUCCAGUAGAGCUAGAACAUAAGGCUAUGUGGGCAAUGAAAAAGCUGAAUUCGGAUUCGGGCGCUGCUUCUAGUCAAAGAUUGAAUGACUUGAAUAUGAUUGAUGAGUUUCUCCUAAAAGCCUAUGAGAUUUCAUCCUUGUAUAAAGAGAAUAUAAAAAAGUACCAUGAUCAAAGGAUUGAAAAGCUAGAUUUUGAUGUGGGGGAUCUUGUGCUUCUAUUCAACUCUAGGUUGCGCUUGUUUCCAGGCAAGGUUAAGUCCAAAAGGACCGGUCCAUUCUUACUCAAGCAAUUAUUUCCACAUGGAGCAGUGGAGCUCAAAAUCAGUGAGCGAACAAGGUUCAAAGUAAACGGACAGAGAAUCAAGCUUUAUCUAGGAAACGCAGAGAGUGUUCAAGAAGCUAUUGAGGCCUACUAUCUUGAUGAAGUCUGA